Microdochium trichocladiopsis is the source of this 2336-nucleotide messenger RNA. Its product is annotated as fungal-specific transcription factor domain-containing protein. NCBI's taxonomy places the organism in Eukaryota, Fungi, Ascomycota, Sordariomycetes, Xylariales, Microdochiaceae. The record is from RefSeq and is a predicted model, not a curated record. The transcript has 6 exons. The coding region runs from base 188 to 2278 and encodes 696 amino acids. Gene Ontology annotation, biological process: DNA-templated transcription; regulation of DNA-templated transcription. Gene Ontology annotation, molecular function: DNA binding; zinc ion binding; DNA-binding transcription factor activity, RNA polymerase II-specific.
UCGAGGGCGGAAGAAGCACGGCCAAUACUUGCGUCGCGACGUGAGCGUGUUGGCGGACCCUUCAGCCAGACUUUCCACAGUAACCCACGUAGAGUGGCACGAAUGUGACCCAUCACGGAGUCGACUAUAUCACGGUUCUUAGUUGAAAGCCCUAUGCGUUGAAUGCAGCUACUGCUCGUUGCCUCAAAUGGAAACGACUCCCAACGCAACCGGCAAGACUCCGCGUGUUCUAGCAUGCGUUCUCUGCCAGACCCGGAAGAUCAAAUGUGACCGGAAUAGUCCUUGUGCGAACUGUAUAAAAGCCAAUGUCAAGUGUACGCCAAGCACUCCCGCGCCAGCCAGGAAGAGACGCCGGCCCAAUCAAGACCUUCAACAGCGACUCGCCCGAUGUGAGGAGCUGCUCUCAGAGUAUGCUACCAAGAAGCCGGACGACCAUUCCUCCGACAGCGGCGAAGGCAAAGAGCCAUGGCGCCCUUUCGGACAGCUGAUCGUUGACGGCGGCGGAGGCGUAAAGUUCAUGGACAGUUUUCUUUGCGCUAACAUACAUGAUGAGCUUCGAGCCAUGAGAGAGAUUCUUGAUGACGAAGACAAAGACGACGAGUACAGCACGCCAAUGUACGAUCCAUCAACGAAUGGAUCAUCACCUGAUUUGAAUUCGGGGCUGAUCCUAGCCGAACACGGAACCGGAAAUGUGGACAACCUACAUCCUGAGCCGGGCCACGUUUUCCAUCUGUGGCAGACUUUCCUCGAUAGGAUCAACCCCCUUACGAAAGUGAUCCACGUGCCCUCAUUGCAGCCGCUCGUCGUUGUGGCUGCUGCAAAUCACAAACAAAUGCCCAGGAACGUCGAGGCGCUGCUCUUUUCCAUCUAUCUGAUGGCAACAGUGUCCAUGUCGGAGGAAGAGUGCUUGGUGCAGCUGGGCUAUUCUAAAUCUGAAGCACUGGAGCGAUUCUCAAAGGGUGUGCGACUUACCCUUAUGCGGAUAGGAAUACUCAGAUUCUACGACAUGAUCGUCCUCCAGGCGCUUGUCUUAUUCAUGUUGUCACUCUCGGGGCGGUACGACAGACAUGCUGCGUGGAUUUUGAAUGGUACCAUUGUCAGGAUCGCGCAAAAGAUGGGCCUGCACCGUGACGGCGAGAACUUUGGCCUUUCGCCGUUUGAGUCCGAGAUGCGCCGGAGGAUAUGGUGGCAGAUCGUGAUGAUUGAUUCCAUGUAUGCCCUGAUGUCUGGCUUGGGCCAGUCCGUUCUGCCACGAGGGUGGGACACCCGAAAACCCGCAAACCUCGACGACACGGACCUGUUUCCUACGAUGACGGCGAUACAAUCCAAAGACGUGCCCACGGACAUGGUGUACUGCUUGAUCGCGUACGAGAUAGGGAAGCUGCUGACUGACAGCUCUUCAUUGGAGCUUGUCAUCAUGCGGAACGAAAGAGCCGCAGUAAAUCCGCCAAACGACGCAGAGGUCAGCAAGGCUCGGAAGCGCAUUGACGAGGCUGAUGCUGUCAUGACUCGGAUCGUGGAAGAGUACUGCGACCCUUCGAUGGGAGCGAUACACCAACUUGCCAAGGACUCGAAGGUCAUGUUCAUGGCCAAAUUGCGGGACCUGGUGUGUCCCCCGCAAGACCAACCAGAGUGGGGGUCGGAACUGUUUACGGCCAAGGAUAACCUCUUCAAGAUAUCAGUCACGACCUGUGAACACAGUCUGACCUUAUACCGGGCUGUCAGGACUCAUGGGCCCUUCCUUUGGUUUGUAAUGACACACUUUCAGGUCGAGGUCUUGGUAUACAUGGUUGGGCAACUGAGCGCAAGGACGUCAGGACAACUGGUGGAGAGGGCAUGGGCAGUUUUAGAAGCUUUCUACGGCUUGCACACGCCGCUUCUCGACCUGACAAACAAGGUGCACAUGGCACUUGCAGUACACACAAUGAGGGCGUGGAAACUCCGACGAGCGCACAUCGAAGAGACGACUGGUGCCCCCCCGAAGGUGCCCCAGUUUGUGCUCACCCUGGAGACGCUGUUACCAAAGGACGAAUCGCAAUUCCACACCCCGGCCAGCGCCAUGGCGAUGCCAUUCCCUCCGCAGGUGGCACCCUCGACGGUUGUGAUGAAUGCGCCGAACGGGUUCGAGGUGCCCUGGGAGCAGGUGCUGUUUGUGGACUCACAGACGAUGGACUGGAACAUUUUUGGGACGGGCAACGGAGUGAACGGGGUGAGUGGCGCCCCUGACUUUGGACCCCUCGGCACGGACUACGGCAUCACGAACGACACCUGGACGUGAAAGUUUGGGGCAGCAUGUGUAUGAUUCAUGGUUCUGGAUUUACCCGGCGUCACACAGC